AUGAGCCAACAAUCACAAUACACAUAUUAUAAACUAAGAUUAGUGUCAUAUUUAGGAACGAUCGGAUUGUCACCUGUAACAAAUCUUCUUCCACCUACAUCUACGAAUAUCCAAAGUCAAACAUCUAGCAAUACGACAUCCUCUACACAAGUUGGCUCAACUUGGGCUAGUUCGGGAUUGAAUAUCGAUCUUGAUAACAUAAUGGGUAGUAAAGCGAAACACACUGGUCCAGCACUGACAAUGAACCAAUUGGCGAGCAAUAGCCCACAACAUCAGAUUAAGAUAACAUUAUUUUAUAUAUAUUAUUCCUUUUAUAUAGUGACUUCAAAUACGGACCUUUUGUCGGAUUUAGAUAGUUUAAAUACCCCAUCCAUGAGGUUACCUGAUGAUCGAAUAAGCAGCCCUAACAAUACAAACAUCUUCAUAGGAAUGAACAACGCGCCUUCCAACACCGUCAAUUACGCAGCCUGUAAAAACGAAGAGAAUGUUUCGUCAACUGAGAAUCUCUCGAAUAAUGCCGCCAAUCAAUUAUUGGAAGUGUUAUGCACCAUGUGCAGUAUUAAAAGUUCCGUCGAUUUGGAAAGAAUAAGAUCAUCUAUCUUGAACUAUACCAGAUUUUUACCGGGGCCUGUUACUACUCAAAAAUAUAGCGGUCUUGAUUCCAAUGCAAAAGUGGAUACUGUAUUAUAUGGAAGAAUCUUGGAAGAGAUAAUCGAUAAAUUCGAUCGCGAUUGGCCGCUAAUAAAAGAUAAAAACGGCUUGGAUCCCUUGAUCGAAAAAUUGAUAAUUGUCGAUGGUGCGACGGUUUUCAUGUUAUCGGAGUCUUUGAGGGCUUUAACUACAACUUUGAACGAGACCAAAGACGAAAGUAAAAUUCGUGUUGUUUCUAUAUUACUGGAAAAUCUGUUGAAAAGCGAUGCGAUAUUUUCAGGAAUAGUGGACGCAUGUAGAUACGAGGUGCAAUCUUACAUGCAAGAGGAAGAAUUAGAUCAGGCUUGGUUGAAUACAACACAAAUUUUGGUCUCCUUGCCCAACCGCGUAUCUAACAAAUUGCAGUUUAAUACACCUAAAUCAUAUACACCGCAAGUUUACGUGAACACGCUCUGUUUUCACAUCUCUCGCGCGAUAUCGUUUAUCAAUGCUGGAUUAUGCAAAUGUAGCAUUGAACCAAGAACAGUUGUACUCUCAUCUUUAAUUAGUAAGAUUGUAAUUAGCUUAAAACCGAUUAAUUUUAUCUGCUUCGUCGAUAUUUUGGAGGAGUGGUGUUUUGAAAAUAAAAAAAACGAGCGACACUUGGUCGAAAGCAUAUUUCGCGAAUUAAAUUCGGCCGCCAUCGAAUAUAUUGCGGUAUUAUUCUUGAAGCGUUGCGAUCCUAAGCUCGGUAUGCGUUCCGUUUUUGGAAAUUUAUUAAUGGAACAGAAUUGGAGAUACAUUUUAACGACGAAAAUACCUUUAAUGCGUUACUACGAGAACGAAAAUUUAAUUGUAAACUUGAUUUCCUACUUGUCAUGUUUUUUGAAUGAGAAUAAUAUUUUACCGGAAUUACUGAUCAAACUCUUGGAAAUGUGGAGCGACGGGAGUAUCUUGAAUCACGCAUCCGCGGAACAGCACGAAUACAUUACGAAGCUGAUUAUCCUGUCUGUAAAAACAUGUAAAGAUCAUUUAAAACAAACUGAAAGAGACCAGUAUCAGAAAUUAUUGCUUUCGGGAGUAUCUGUUCAUCUUGAGUGCACAAAUAUAUCUCUAAGAGCGAUGGGUAUGAUGACCGCUGAGAUUUGUAUAAAUUUUUUAUCUACCACGGAUGAUAUGCCAAAAUUAAAAUUUGAAUACGACAACAUGCCUACAAAAGUGUUGAAAUUACUCGAGUCUCUAAAGAAUCUAAAUGCAUCAACUGUAGAUGCGAAAGAACGAUACGGACGAAGCGACGAGUUGAUUACCGAGAAUAUCAUCUUCGAUUCUCUAAGUAGUAGGAAGAUUUACGAAUUGGGCGUCGAAUGCGAUAUCUUACCCGAUCUUGAGAAGAAGCUACCGAACGGAGAAAUCGAAGACAGUCCGUGUUCGUUAAAAAAUGACUCGUCGAUAAAGGAUAAUUCAACAAGUAAGAACAAAAAGGAGCAACAGAUGGGACAAGAUUGUGAGAACACUUCAGAUCUGGAUAGCGAUGAUGAUCUAGUUCCUUAUGAUAUGAAUGACGACAAACCGUCCAAGAAAGUACGCCCGAUGUAUCUACGAGAUGUGCGCGAUAAUUUAACAGACGAACGAACCAUUUCCGAUCCCGAUAUAUUCUCCGAAUCCUUAUCGGUCUGUGAAGAACUGAUAUUAACACAGCUACCGAACGACGAUGUAUCCUUUGCUAUAGAACUCUUGCAACUUCUCGUCACAUUGAAGCAACAUUGUUAUUUCGAGAACUUUGAACUUGUGAUCUUCAAAUCUUGCGUAGCGAUUGUGACCGUGUAUCCGAAAGAAUCUGCCGAGUUUCUGUGUAAAGAGUUUUACGAGGACGUCGGAAAGUAUUCGCUCAACCAGCGCUUAUUGUUUCUGGAUAUACUAGCCGAAUCUGCCAAGCAGUUAUCAAAAAUCCAUGUUGAUAACACAAAUAACGACGAAGUUGAUACGGCGAUUAAGGAGAAACGAAUUCCGAGUCGGAUAUCGCUCUUUAUGGAUACGGAGGAACGUAAGAGACAACAAGUAUGGUACGAGGAAGAUAUCGACAUUGAUCUAGAAGCAUCGAAAGAACAAUCUAUAGACUGGCAAGAAAUCGUCGACAAGAGAAUUGCAUCGCGUACAAGACGAUUUGCUCAUAAUAGCCUCUCAAAAGCUCCCAAAGUAUACAUUAAUCACUUUGGCAAUGUCGUAUCAUCAUUUUUCUAUCCGCUUCUACACGGUUUUGGCCAUUACGAUACUUAUAAAUUGAAAGGUUUGAGGAUUUAUACAGAUCAAGAGAACAUAUUACUGCUACGUUUCCUGAAAACAUUGUCCGCCAUAAUGUUAGCAGCACAGAAUUGUCCAUUGGCACCAAAGAUGGGCAAGGAAAUAUUAGAACUUACCUGGACAGUGAGGAAUCAUGAGGAAGCGACAGUGAGAUUAGUUGUUACAGAGAAUAUUGGAUCCGUGCUCAUCGCAGUGCCAAAAGAUGCUAUUGUUGAUGAAUUGUCUGAGCCCCUGAUGGAAAUAAGAGAAUGGCUUAUAUUGUCACAGAAUGUCAUCUAUGGCGAACACGAUGCGAAUUGUAGAGCUUUAAACGCAAAAGUGUUGUCCUUCAUUGACACGAUAUUUGGAUCUACUUUUCAUAUCGCAUAGACUAGAUUAGAGAGAAUAGUAGUCACAGUCAUGUUAUUACAAUAUUGUGUCAGAAAUAAUUCUUUAUCAUUUUUAUAGUAUUAUAUAGUAAUUAUAAAUUUAUUUAUGUAUAUGUGUACAAUGUAUACAUACAUUUACAAAUAGAAUACAUUUCUUUUUAGAAUUAAUUUUUCUACUUAAAUUACAAAGAAAGAUUACGUUGUAAAAUUCAUAAUUUUAUAAAGGAGGGUGAUUACAUGUAAUAAAAAUUAAAAUAAAGGCUUUAUUGUAUAGUGUAAUUUUAAAAAUUGAUAAUUCAAUCAAAUAAAUUAAAUCAUAUAAUAUGAAUAUCUCAACAAUAUUAAAAGAAUUUGAAUUCCAUGAGGUAAAACGUUCAAUUCAUUGACAUAAAAUGUAAUAUUAAAUAUGUGUUUACAAUGAGAUUAUCAUGAUUAUUUUCAUUUAUAUUCAUGUUAUAUAACACAUAUAUUAUACUGAAUAAAAUUUUAAUGCAAUAUUUUAUUAUUACAUAAUAUAAACAUAAAUUGUAAUAAAUGAAUAAAAUAAGUCUACUUUUUAUUUGUAUAACUUUUCAUUGAAACACAAAUUUUUAUACAAACAUGGAUAUAUAUGAGCCAACAAUCACAAUACACAUAUUAUAAACUAAGAUUAGUGUCAU
This is a messenger RNA of Formica exsecta, 3958 nucleotides long. RefSeq names its product telomere length regulation protein TEL2 homolog. NCBI's taxonomy places the organism in Eukaryota, Metazoa, Arthropoda, Insecta, Hymenoptera, Formicidae. Gene Ontology annotation, molecular function: telomeric repeat DNA binding; Hsp90 protein binding. The coding region runs from base 1 to 3300 and encodes 1099 amino acids. Gene Ontology annotation, cellular component: cytosol. The transcript has 3 exons. The record is from RefSeq and is a predicted model, not a curated record. Gene Ontology annotation, biological process: protein stabilization; telomere maintenance via telomerase.